GUUCCUAGGUUAUGGCCAAGCGUAAGCGCCACGUUUUGGCGCUCGAGGAGAGCGACGAUGACGACGACGAUCGCUUGCCGCUAUCGCUCUCCUCGCAGAAGAGCAGCCAGGAUUCGCGGUCGCCGUUCGAGCGAGUCGAGGAGGAUAUGGCGUUUCUACAGGUGGAUAGCACUCGAGAUAAUCGGCAAGACUCUGAUAAUCUUUGGAUCGACAAGUUUCGGCCGGCCUGUGUGAGUGAUCUAGCAGUUCAUAGCAAGAAGGUUGGAGAAGUGAGACAAUGGAUGGAAACCCAAAUCGACAACCCCUUGGGGUGUUCAUGCAAGCUUUUGUUGAUCACCGGACCUGCUGGUGUCGGUAAGAAGACUGUUGUGCGAGUCUUAGCCAACACGAUGAAUGCCGAGCUUUGUGAGUGGACUGCUCCAACGCCUGUUCUCUGGAAGGAGCAUCUACACAAUGAUACACUAGGAUCAAAAUAUAGUUCAAAGCUGAAGGAUUUUGAAACAUUUUUGGACAAAACAACCAAGUUUCCUUCUCUUCCACUAAAUGCUCCGGUUAGGAGAACGAAAUUCGUUCUCAUUGACGACGUACCUUUAGUAAAUGGGGAGGACAAGAAAAGGCAGCUACUCCAAUCACUUCGCCAGUUACUUGCGGGUGCGAAGUUUCCAACCGUUAUAGUUGUUACAGAUGUGGCUGACGAUGGUUUUCGAGGAAGUUCAAUGGCACGAUGCAUGGGAGAGAUAGUAAAAACACUCGAGAGUGGAGGAGCCUCCAAGAUUGCCUUCAACCCGAUCACUGUAAACGCCAUUAAAAAAGUUUUGGCUAAUCUUGUCAAAGCGAAGAAAUGCCGUGUACCUAGCGAAAUGGUGGCUGAAAUUGCUCAAACCGCCGCGGGAGAUAUCAGACACGCCAUCCUACAUCUCCAAUUUCUCUGCCUCAAUAGUUCGAAAUCCGAUAAAUCCGAGUCAAGAAGACGAAAGCGCCAGCAAGUUCGCGGAGCUUCUUCUACUCCAGACGACGAACCUCCCAAAGAACAGUAUGGUUCGAAAUGCGGUAGGGAUCACAUCUUAUCUCUAUUUCAUGCUCUUGGAAAAUUCUUGCACAACAAGCGAGUGGCCGACGCGGAGUCUGAAUCAGGUGAAAAACUUUCGUGUCCACUUCAGCAACAGUAUCAAAGACCACCCUUGCAAAUGAAAGAUCCCGAGCUAGUCAUAUCCCAGUCGCACGCCGAAGCUUCAACACUCGUCUCUUUUCUCCACGAGAAUGUGCCAGACUUUGUCGAUGACGAUGCCAUCGAAGACGUUGCGGACAUCAUCCAGUACAUAAGUGACGCAGACCUCGUUGGUGCAAGAUUUUCCUGGCAGUCGAGAGGGCCCCUCUUAGAUUCCGGAUGGACGAAUGCUUCGCAACUUGGAGAAGCUGCGGCUGCUUCUUUAGCUGCACGGGGUGUUCUUUUUGGUAACACACACCCUGCUCCUCGAAGAUGGCAGACGCUGAGAAGUCCCAUGCUUUGGCAAGUUGAGCGCUCGCUAUCAAGCAAGAAGAGGGAGAUCUUUGCGUCGUUGAGAGAUAGUAAUAUUGGUCCGGUUGAGCAGGCAACCGAGUACAUUCCAUUCCUGCGAAAUAUUUCCGCGUUCACUCGCGACGCUUGGAAGCCGAGAUCUCCAAAAGUUAUCACCAGUGCUGCCGACGAGUGUGACGAGAUUGAAGACGAUUUCUAGAUUUAUGGCUUUAGCUUUACUUCGCGAGCUUUUCUUGAGUUUGGUAAAGAGCCUGGUAAAGGAGAGAAACUCUCGAGAAGAAAUCUCGGCUAUGGCGCUAAAAGA
Selaginella moellendorffii is the source of this 1823-nucleotide messenger RNA. Its product is annotated as cell cycle checkpoint protein RAD17-like. The coding region runs from base 12 to 1718 and encodes 568 amino acids. Gene Ontology annotation, molecular function: chromatin binding. Gene Ontology annotation, biological process: DNA damage checkpoint signaling; DNA repair; mitotic DNA replication checkpoint signaling. The transcript is spliced from 12 exons. The record is from RefSeq and is a predicted model, not a curated record. NCBI's taxonomy places the organism in Eukaryota, Viridiplantae, Streptophyta, Lycopodiopsida, Selaginellales, Selaginellaceae.